GUGGCAGAAGCGGCUGUCCGACCGAACAUCCAUCCGACCACCUCGACAGGAACUGACGUCGCCUCCCGUGAAAGUGGAUGGAAAAAAUGCAGCUGCAGGAAAAAUGGCUCCAAACACCGCACCGCUGAAAGGUGUUUAAAGCUCUGCUCCGCAGCCUUUGGGCCACACCGACUUAAAAGCCGCCACACUCAUGGCACCUUCCAGUUGACAGAAUGGCCCAGAUAUCGAGUGGUAAUGGGUUCAAGAUGGAUGUCCCCCAGCAAAAGGGGGUUGUGGGGAAAGAGGAAGCCCUCAGAAUGGAGGAAGAGGCUUUGGCAAAAUUGCAGAAGGACAAGAGACACACUCUUUCAACUACGACAUCCCCAUCUUUGUAUGCAACAUCCACAUCCUCCUCAAAACCCAAACCAGCUAAAUAUACCACUACUGCUCCUCUUCCUUCACCCUGUAUUAGUAGACCAGAAAAGGACCUCAUUGUCUUCCCAGAGACCAAGAAGCAGGCAGAGCAGGAUACGUUCAGGGAUAUUGAUGUGGACAAGCUGACCAAUGAAGAACUUGAAAAGCUCUUGCUGGAUGAAAACUUUGGGGCCAACAGCAAAGUGGCCCGUCCCUCAUCACUGCUGGGGUUUAACCUCAGUGCCUCUUACCCUGGAAGCCAUCCCUGUAGCUCCUCUCCCUUCCAGGGCAGUCAGUGGACACCUGUUCUGUCCACUCCGUCAAGCUCCCGUGUGUCCACUCCCACCCAUCAGCCCGCCCCAAUGUUUCCCUCUGCUCCAUUCCCCAAACCAGGCACUUUUCAAAAUGGCUUCACUCCAACCAUAUCGCCCUUCUUGGCUCUGCCAGUGCAGCAGCCUUCCUUCAUGGCCUUCACUCCCAUCCAGCCCCCGGCUGCCAUGGUCUUCCCGCAGCAAGCUGUGGACCCAGAGAUGGCCAAACUGUUCGACAAGAUUGCCAGCACCUCGGAAUACUUGAAGAAUGGCAGAUCGGCCAGCACUGACAUAGAUUCCUCUCAAGUGGGCACAGCUUCUUUGGCACCCAACCCGCCGCCCCAGCAGCCGGCAGGGACGGAAUCACCUAGCAUCAGUCGCUUUGACUGGCUGGAUCUGGACCCCCUGACAAAGCGUAAGACCGAGAAUGAGGAAGCAUCCCUGGCAUCGGGAGGUGAUGCACAGACAGUAGCAGGAGUUCCAGCAGGGGAUCCUUGGGAUGCAGUGCUUGAGACUGAAGGGAACAGUAGUAGCAGCAGCAGCCCCCCGCUGGAGGUCAAAGCAUCACUGUCAGUUCGCUCGCAGCCCAGGAGGGCAUCAACAGGAGCUGCUGUCACCAGGAGUCACUCGCUCAACAUCCCCGGGACCUCCACCCAGCACAAACCUAACAAUCAGGAUAAGGGAAAGGGAAAAGGUCUGGUGAAGAAUGCCGCCCUGGACGAACCGGAUGCUCAAAACCUGGAGGUUGUCGCCUUCUGUGAAGACAUUGCAACCCUGCGUUCCAAAUUCCCUCACGGUGACAUCUCCAGCAACCCCGGCUUCGCCCUCAGCCCAGUCAUCACCCAGAGAGACGGUGGAGGUGACAAUAGCUGCUCUGUCAAGGUUUCUAUUGAAAUCUCAGAAUCUCAGCAGCCCGUAACCUUCACCUGUGACGUGAGUUCUCCGGUGGAGUUGUUGAUCAGCCAGACCCUGUGCUGGGUCCAUGAUGACCUGGAUCAGGUCGACUUCUCCAGCUACCUGCUCAAAGUCUGUGGCCAGGAGGAGGUGCUGCAGAAUAAACACAGCCUAGGCAGCCAUGAGUAUGUCCAGAACUGCAGGAAGUGGGAGAAUGAGAUCACGUUACAACUCCUCUCUCACUCCACCAUGAGAAGAGACUUGGCACGCAGUGCGGAGGAUGACAACUCUACAAUAGACUUGGAGAAGCACCUGGGCCACGUGGAGAGGCCUUUUAAGGAGAAUGUCACCAGACAAGGCCUUGCUGACUAUUUGGAAGGUUAUCACAAUCAAGUCAACAUCUGCCUACAAAAUGAGAGUUCGCAGUAUAAGACAGUGGACCGGGUGGUGCAGACGGUGAAGAACCUGUGCUGUGCUCUGGAUGAGGUGGAGACACAAGCCAUAACAGAGGCCGUCAAAAGGCUGCGACACUCUGUCAAUUUGCCGCAGACACGCUCCCCCAAGAUGGGGUCCACAUCUUCUGGUCAAUCAUCAAAUGGUUGUACCAGUCCCGUGGAGGAGAGCAUGGCCUCGCUAACGCAGGCCGUCUACGACCUGGCCAAGCUCUACCUGCGCGCCUUCUGUCCUCCCUCCACCUCCUUCGGCUCGCGUCCUCUACCCCAGGCUGCAGAAGAGGAAGCAGUGGAAGGGAGGAGCAGCAAAGAAGCUUCUGGCACCACGGACCACCUUCAGUUCACCCUGUUUGCUUUGCAUGGCAUCCCGGCCAACUGGGUCAGCAGCUAUGAGAAGUACUUUCUGAUGUGCUCCCUCACCCACAACGGCAAGAACCUGUUCAAACCGGUCCAGUCCAAGAGAGUGGGCACAUACAAAAGCUUCUUCUACCAUGUCAAAUGGGACGAGCUGAUCAACUUCCCCAUCGCGGUGGCCGUGCUCCCGCUGGAGUCCAUACUGAGUCUGACUCUGUUCGGGGUGCUGAACCAGAAUGCCGGCGGCUCCCCAGACUCCAACAAGCAGAGGAAAGCUCCAGAGCAGCUGGGCAAAGUCUCUAUGCCGCUCUUUGACUUCAGACGGGUGCUUGCCAGGGGCAGCAGGCUGCUCUGUCUGUGGACAACUACCCAGGGAGCUGCUGCUGCCGCCGGCUCCACAGGCCGCAAGAGGAUGCCCACAGAGAGAAUCAUACUGCAGGUGGACUUCCCCAACUCAUCGUUGGACGUUUUAUACGUGGGGCCCAAGGAAGCCCCCAGCCCGGAGCCCCCCCCUCUGGAGGAGCUGGACCCAGACCUCCGACGCAAACUGGAGAAAAUCUGCAGUCGGGCCUCGAAUUUCGGGCUGAAGCGGGCAGAUCACCACAUCCUGUGGGACCAUCGGCUCCACUGUCAGAGGGACCACCCCAGCAGCCUGCCCAAGGUGCUGGCCAGUGCGCCCAGCUGGGACUGGGCCAGCAUGGCUCACAUCCACUCCCUGCUGCACCACUGGCCGGCUCUGCCCCCCGUCACUGCACUGGAGCUGCUCGACUCAAAGUUUGCAGAUACAGAGGUUAGAAGUGUGGCUGUUAGUUGGAUUGAGAAGAGCAGUGAUGAUGAGCUAGCGGGCUACCUGCCACAGCUCGUACAGGCCUUAAAGUUUGAGUGUCACCUAAAGAACGCCCUUGUCGUGUUCCUGCUGUCCAGAGCACAAGGCAACAUCAACAUCGCUCACUACCUCUGCUGGCUGCUAAAGGACGCUGUGCAGGACCCUGCCUGGGGCUGGCGUUAUGAACGGGUGCUGGGUGCCCUGCUGUGUCUGUGCGGGGCCAAGCUGAGGGCAGAGCUGGAGAAACAGACCCACUUUGUCACGCUGCUGGGAGCCGUGGCCGAGAGGGUCAGGCAGGCCGGGGGGUCCACACGACAGGUGGCGCUGCAGGAGGGCCUCGAGAACGUUCAGAACUUUUUCCAGAAGAACAGCUGCCGACUGCCUCUCAGCCCCAGUCUGGUGGCCAAGGAACUUAACAUCAAGACCUGCUCCUUCUUCAACUCCAACGCAGUUCCCCUCAAGCUGGCCCUGGUCAACGCUGACCCACUGGGAGAAGAGAUCAAUGUUAUGUUUAAGGUUGGAGAAGACCUGAGGCAGGACAUGUUGGCUCUUCAGAUGAUCCGCAUCAUGGACCGCAUCUGGCUGCAGGAGGGGCUGGACCUGCGCAUCGUCAACUUCAAAUGCAUCUCCACCGGCAAAGACAAAGGCAUGGUGGAGCUGGUACCUUCCUCCGAGACCCUGAGAAAGAUCCAAGUGGAGUACGGCGUCACUGGAUCCUUCAAGGACAAACCGUUGGCAGAGUGGCUUCGCAAGUACAACCCUGCUGAGGAUGAGUAUGAGAAGGCAUCAGAGAACUUCAUCUACUCAUGUGCCGGAUGCUGUGUCGCAACCUACAUACUGGGUAUCUGCGAUCGCCACAAUGACAACAUCAUGCUGCGCUCCACCGGUCACAUGUUCCACAUUGACUUUGGCAAGUUCCUCGGCCACGCUCAGAUGUUUGGCAGCUUCAAAAGGGACCGAGCUCCAUUCGUCCUGACCUCUGACAUGGCAUACGUCAUCAACGGAGGCGAGCGUCCUACCAGUCGUUUCCAGCUGUUUGUAGACCUGUGUUGCCAGGCCUACAACCUCAUCCGCAAGCACUCCGGGCUUUUCCUCAACCUGCUGUCACUGAUGACGUCGUCAGGCCUCCCCGAGCUGACUGGCUCUCAGGAUCUGAAGUAUGUGUUUGACGCUCUGCAGCCCCACAACACAGACGCUGAGGCAACAAUCUUCUUCACGAGGUUAAUCGAGUCCAGUCUUGGCAGUGUGGCCACCAAGUUCAACUUCUUCAUCCACAACCUUGCCCAGCUACGAUUCUCCGGCCUGCCGGCCAACGAUGAGCCCAUUCUGUCCUUCUCCCCCAAGACCUACACCCUGAAGCAGGAGGGCCGGAUCCUUCACGCGUCCAUCUUUUCCUUCCAGAAGAGAUACAACCCCGACAAACAUUAUACAUAUGUAGUGAGGAUCCUGAGGGAAGGUCAGAAUGAGCCCCAGUUUGUCUUCCGCACUUUUGAUGAGUUCCAGGAGCUCCACAACAAGCUGACCAUACUUUUCCCUCUCUGGAAGCUGCCGAGUUUCCCAAACAAAAUGGUGCUCGGUCGCACCCACAUCAAAGAAGUAGCAGCCAAGAGGAAGCUGGAGCUCAACAACUAUGUUCACAACCUGAUGAGGAGCUCCACAGAGGUCACUCAGUGUGACCUGAUCUACACCUUCUAUCAUCCAAUCGCACGGGAUGACAAGACGGAAGGUUUAGAUGCCACACCCAAAGCACCAGAGCCGCCGCCGAGCCCCACCUCCGGUCGGGUGGAAGGAGAAGUGAAGCUGUCGAUCUCCUACAGGAACAGCACUCUCUUCAUCAUGGUCAUGCACAUCAGGGAUCUGGUGUCUGAAGAUGGAACAGAUCCCAACCCGUAUGUGAAAACCUACCUGCUUCCAGAUCCGCACAAGACUUCCAAGCGCAAGACAAAGAUCUCGAGGAAAACCAGAAACCCUACUUUCAAUGAGAUGCUGGUGUACAGUGGCUACAGCAAGGAAACCCUGGGCCUGCGGGAGCUUCAGCUGAGCGUGCUCAGCGCCGAGUCACUGCGUGAAAACUACUUUCUGGGCGGCAUCACGCUCAGACUUAAAGACUUUGACCUCAGCAAGGAGACGGUCAAGUGGUACAAACUUACAGCCGUCCCCUACUUCUAACCCCCCCACCACCUUGCCUCUCCCUGAUGCCAGGAAUGACUCUCCAGACAGAAGCUGCGUUCACAUCAUAUGGGAAAAGCGGUUGAUGUGGCCUUACUUGAAAAUAUUGCUCACCUUAGCUCUAAGUCGAUAAAAAUACUUCAGAACUUGGGGGGGGCCUCUGGAGAUUAAUGCUUCUUUCAAUUCUCGGAUCCCAAAUUUGAAUUACAAGCAGUAAAAUGUUCAAUACAUAUCUAACACACCAAAUUGACUAUUUCUUUCACAAGGAUAAUAUGUUAAUAGGUAUUCUCAAGACUUUCAACAUGGCAGGAUACAAAUGCUCUUGGCGAUGAAAAGCAUUUAUCAGAUGAAGAACUGAUCGGUAGCAACCUGAUUCUGCAGAUUUACACCGUGACAUCCUCACAGCUUCAAACAGGGUUGAACACCUAAACCAAGUUACGGCUUAUAUCUAUCAUCAUGUUGCCUCAGAGGUUAUUUUCCAUAUGACAUGAAUGCAGAAUAAAACAACUCACAAAGGCAAUUCACACACCCCCCAAUGGGGGAGCCUCUGAAACUAAUCAAGAUUGUUUCUGUGACAAACAAUCUCCACUUAUUUUCUCUCUUUUUUUCCUUAAACUAUAACGAAGAGCUGUAAUGUUUUGUACAUUUUGAUAUUAGAGGACCAAAACGGCUUACUUGCAGAAGAGUAUAUAUAGAUUGACACAUUUAUUUUUUAAGGAGUAGAAAAAGGGGGGAGGGGGCUCAUUUUUACACUUUCCAUGUUUAUUUUCUAUUUAGACAAAUAGGAGGCAUCAGGGUUUCCUGCUCUGCAGCAGACACUUCUGGGUAGAGUAGUCCAACACGCCGGAUUCCAGGAAAAUCAACAGUGACCUUAUUAUUCCCCAAGAAUGUGCCAAACUUCAAUGAGGAUGGCAAAUCAAACCACUCAGCCCGACAGGGAGAUGAACAGGGUGCCUUUGUUUGUGCUCACAAUCUUUUUAAUGCUCAACUUGGCCUUAUUGCUAUGUAUAUUUUAUUAACAAUGUGAUAUGUCCUUAUUAAAGAAAAAAAAAUCUAUAUUCUGUAAAGCUAUAUCAAUAGAUCUUCCAGAGCAGGUCUGCUGCCGGACCGGCAUCAUAUGGAUUUUUUUUGUUUUGUUUGGUAACAGUGGACUGCCACUAAAUGCACACUACCAGGUGUUUGUCUCGUGGUAUUACUUGACUCUUUUCACACAGCACAUCCUUAAAAGGGGAACUUGUAUCAUAAGCUCUGGAACACGCUCUUGUCUGCUCUGGAUGAAGAAAUUACAGUUGCCCUGAUCUGAUCAUAACACUGACACAUAAGUCGGUUCAGCGUUUUCCUUGCCGUGGUUCAAAACCACAAUUUGAACCUGCAGAAUGCAGUUUGGGAGCAGAGUUGAAACUACAGACGACAUGAGGGUUAGUUACCACACUCUCUCCCAGUGCCGGACUGUGGUGUAAUGAUGCCGUGCUGGUUCAAAUGGCUAGUAAUAAUUCAAACUGCUGGUGACGUCCAGAUCCAGUCAGGUUUUACAUCAUUUUAAGGUGAGAAAAUGCAAAGUGAGCACAUCUGCGCUAAAAGGGGCAACUUGAGCGUCAACCAUCUUCAUUUUUAAAAAAAAGGGAACGAGAUCCUGAGCAAGAAAUUCGCUGCUUUCCUCUCCACUUGCUUACUAUAAAUCAAAGGUUGUUAAUGUUUAAUAAAGAAGUUAUGAUGAAUUUAUCUGAAAGGGUUUUUUUUAAAGAGAAGAUCUACAAGACAAUUAUGAUCAAAGAGCAACACUCAGUAUAAAUAUUAGUGACUUGAUCCACUCUUUUAGUCACUGUACAAAGACAGCAAGCAGAGUUUGUAUUAACAUGGCCAGUUAUUUAUUCUUAAUUGGUGACUUGUAACCUGAAUGGAUCAGUGUGUACUGUAAUCCCGCUUUCCUAAAGCACAUUAAAUGUUUUUGGAACAAA
This is a messenger RNA of Scophthalmus maximus (turbot), 7357 nucleotides long. RefSeq names its product phosphatidylinositol-4-phosphate 3-kinase, catalytic subunit type 2 alpha (gene pik3c2a). NCBI's taxonomy places the organism in Eukaryota, Metazoa, Chordata, Actinopteri, Pleuronectiformes, Scophthalmidae. Gene Ontology annotation, molecular function: 1-phosphatidylinositol-4-phosphate 3-kinase activity; phosphatidylinositol binding; 1-phosphatidylinositol-3-kinase activity. Bases 213 to 5399 code for a protein of 1728 amino acids. Gene Ontology annotation, biological process: cell migration; phosphatidylinositol-3-phosphate biosynthetic process; phosphatidylinositol-mediated signaling. The record is from RefSeq and is a predicted model, not a curated record. The transcript is spliced from 33 exons. Gene Ontology annotation, cellular component: cytoplasm; plasma membrane; phosphatidylinositol 3-kinase complex.